Fusarium pseudograminearum CS3096 is the source of this 327-nucleotide messenger RNA. RefSeq lists its product as uncharacterized. The coding region runs from base 1 to 327 and encodes 108 amino acids. NCBI's taxonomy places the organism in Eukaryota, Fungi, Ascomycota, Sordariomycetes, Hypocreales, Nectriaceae. The transcript is spliced from 3 exons. The record is from RefSeq and is a predicted model, not a curated record.
AUGCCUACAAAGGAAGUACUUGAUCAGUGGGAAGCCAUCUCCCCUACUGCUAAAGGCGAGGGGCCCCUUCAAGGCAGAACCGACCCUGCUCAAUCUUUGGUAUCUACACACGAGUGUUUCGCUGCACGACCCAACGCCGAAGGAUGUACACAUCCUUGCCACGAUGGGCGUCUCGAGCCUGAUCAGGACCGUGUUCGCAACAGUGGUGCUCGUACGCCCAACUCCAUUCACGCCGAUAUCGUCGCACAGAUAGAAGCGAAGCGCGAGCGAAAGGAGUCAGAAGCAGCCGAGAACAAAAGAAAGCAGUCUGAGAUUACAAAUAAGUAA